AUGCAGAAUUUCAAUGGUCAAUUGAAGAAGAGAACUGUCAAUCUAGGAGGUGGCUUCAAAAACAAUAGGACAAACAUUUUGCUUCAUACUCAAAGAGAAAGAGAAAAAAGAGAAAAGGAAAGAGCUAGGGAAAAAUCAGUGAUCAUAGUUCAGUCGUUUAUUAGAAGACACCUGGCUUUAAUAAGAUAUAAAAAGCAUGUUGCAUUGCAAUGGGAGAGUCUUGUAGGUAAUCAAGACAUCAAUUUCAUUGUUCGUCAUUUUUCCUUGUUUUAUUCAACGCUAUACAAAAUCAAUGAACGCAAGGUACAACAUAUUCAAACUUUAAGUGACUUAUUAACUGAAGAAAAUAUCAAAAUUUUGGAUCAAAAUGUUCACAAUGAAUUAUUAAAUGUGCUAACAAGAACAUUGAAUCAGCUAAAUUUUGACAAUCAAUCUGAUGAAAGGGUUUUAGAGGUCAUACUCUCACUUUCAGAUAGAUUAUACCCAAAACAAGAAAUUGAACCACCUAAAAUCAUAAAUGCAUUCACUAGGAUAAUUGGUCUCUUUUCGGAGCAAGGUCAUUUUGAUGCUGCCAAUAAACUUGUGGUUAUUAUCACUAAAUAUUUACCACUGGAAACUGCCAAUUAUAUCAAGUUUCUAACUCUUCCAAAUUUAGAUAAAUUAUCAAAUUUCGUUAUUAAUUUUGAAACUUUAGACAAAAAUAUUACUGACUCUUCUGUUUUUUCACAUUUAAAUGAAGACGAAGUGUUGACUGUGCUGACAUGCUUUAUCAACAGCGCUACAACAUUCGAUGUGCAUGAAAUCUCACCAAUAUCAUGGGCUUUAUCAUCAUUACAAGUCACAAUUUCAACAAAGUCAGAAGAUGAUUUCGUUCAAGAAAAUGAAGAGGAUUAUCAACAAGAUUAUGGUUUUGAAUCCAAAAAGCUGAGAAGAAAGAUAAUUGACGAUGAAUUGAAUCAAAAAAUUGAACAACUUUAUAACCGUGAAUUUAUUUCAGCAGUAACGAAGAAUGUCAAAGAUUCACAUAUAUUAACUCGUCUCUAUGGUUCACUAAUCCGUUUAAAGCCAAAUUUAAAAUCAACUUUCAUUAUUUAUAUGAUUCCUGAUAGUUUUGAAAAUUUGGUCAACUCUAUUAUUGAACACCCGUUAUUCAAAGAAUUUAUAAAUAUGGAAGAGACCACAAUAUAUUCACUUCCAAAAGAUACUUUAGAUAAUCUUUUUCAGCCAAAUCUAAAUUUCAUACAAUAUGAUUUGUACAUAUUUUUAGAAGUCUUUCAAUAUUAUUUGAUUGUAUCUAAUGAUUAUGAGAUCUUCAAAAAGUAUGAUUUCAAUUCAGAAAAAUUUGAAAAAAUUGCUUUAUUUUUGAAAAGAUUUGUUUUGAAUUUAUUUUGGAAUCAAUCAAAACUAUUGAAAAGUAUACCAAAAUUCGAAGCUUGGGGUUUACUAGAAACAUUAUCAGUCAGAGUAUUAAAUCAAGUUUACUUGAAAGACUCCAGAUUAUCAAUAGUUGAUAAAUCAAUAUGGUUAAUACCUAAUAAUAAAGUUGAUAUAUUACAUCUAGUUACUUUAAUUACUUAUUAUCAAGAGCGCAAAGAGGAAAUUGAAGAUGACUCAGAUACUGACGUUGAUACAAGGAUUUUUUCUACUUUGAAAGCUGAUCAAAAACCGCUAUUGAAAAUAUUUUUACGUGCUCCAUUUUUCAUCAGUUUCUAUAAACGUGUUGAGAUUUUCCAAUUACUUGUGGAUAUGGAUAAGGAUAAAGAAGGCUUGGGUGAUGGUGCAUUCUUUUCAUUAUUCACAACAAGAUCCAGACAAUGGGCAAACAUUAGAAGAGGACACAUGCUAGAAGAUGCAUAUGAAAGCUUUAAUACCCUGGGAGAAGCCUUUAAAGGUCCUUUGAAGAUUAAUUUCACUAAUGAACAUGGUCAAGUUGAACAAGGUAUAGAUGGUGGUGGGUUAACUAAAGAAUUUUUAACAAGUACAGUUAAGGAAGGUUUCAAGGACUUGUUUGUUGAAAAUGACAGUCAUGAGUUAUACCCAAAUCCACAAAUUGGAUUGAAAUACCAAUAUAGAGUUGAAAGUGAAGAACAGUUAAAAUCACUCAAUUAUUUGAACUUUCUAGGAAGAAUUAUAGGUAAAUGUCUUUACGAAAGAGUUUUAGUUGAUAUAAAUUUCUCACCAUUUUUCUUAACUAAAUUCAAUACGGGAUAUAAAAACUCAUUUGAUGACUUGAGAAGUCUUGAUAAAGAUAUUUAUUCAAAUCUGGUCAAAUUAUUAAACAUGAAUGAUGAAGAAUUGGAGUCAAUGAAUUUGACAUUUACUAUUGAUGAACAAAUUAAUAAUAAAAAUGUAUCUAUUGAUUUAAUUCCGAAUGGUUCAAUUACACAAGUCAAUAGUUCCAAUAAACUUAAGUUUAUUCAUGAGGUGUCAAACUUCAAAUUGAACAAAUUGAUUAAUAUCCAAAGUAACUCAUUUUUAAAUGGUUUAUUUGGAAUGAUUUCAAAAGAAUGGUUAGCAAUGUUUAAUCCAUAUGAAGUCCAAAUGUUGAUAUCUGGUGAAAAGGACGUUGAUAUUAACGAUUUAAAGGAAAAUGUUCAUUACGGAAAUUGUGAGCCAACCGAUUUGACAGUUAAAUACUUUUGGGAAGUAGUGGAAGAGAUGUCUAAUACAGAUAGAUUUCAAUUGGUGAAGUUUGUAACUUCUGUUCCUAGAGCACCAUUAUUAGGAUUCAAGGCUUUAAAUCCAAGAUUGGGUAUCUUCCUAGAUAAGUCAUUAGGCCAUAGAGAUGCAUUGCCAUCCUCUGCUACUUGUACAAACAUGUUAAGAUUACCAGAUUAUAAAGAUAAAAAAACAUUGAGAGAAAAGCUUAUUUAUGCUAUAAACUCUGAGGCUGGUUUUGAGUUAACAUGA
Molecule: messenger RNA, 2910 nt
Organism: Hansenula ciferrii
Lineage: Eukaryota; Fungi; Ascomycota; Saccharomycetes; Phaffomycetales; Wickerhamomycetaceae
Gene: HUL5
Product: ubiquitin-ubiquitin ligase HUL5
Exons: 1
Coding region: 1-2910 (969 amino acids)
Biological process (GO): ubiquitin-dependent protein catabolic process; protein polyubiquitination
Molecular function (GO): protein binding; ubiquitin protein ligase activity
Source: RefSeq, a predicted model, not a curated record